Molecule: messenger RNA, 4652 nt
Organism: Engraulis encrasicolus (European anchovy)
Lineage: Eukaryota; Metazoa; Chordata; Actinopteri; Clupeiformes; Engraulidae
Gene: diaph1
Product: protein diaphanous homolog 1
Exons: 11
Coding region: 1-1476 (491 amino acids)
Biological process (GO): actin filament polymerization
Cellular component (GO): actin filament
Source: RefSeq, a predicted model, not a curated record
AUGGAACAUGGACAAGGGGCUGUCCAGGCUCUGCACCCGGGGCCAGAGAACUCAAGGAGAAGAGCCCUGGAGCCCUGGAGCUGCUGGCCUCGAGGACCUCCCACAACUAAGAAGGAUGAGGGUGGUGCGGAGGAGAAGAAGGUGGCCCAGAAGAAGAAGGUGAAGGAGCUGAAGCUGCUGGACCCCAAGACCUCUCAGAACCUCUCUAUUUUCCUGGGCUCCAACCGCAUGCCGUAUGAGAACUUCAAAAACGCCAUCCUGGAAGUCAACGAAAAAGUGCUCACAGAAAACAUUGUAUCUAGCCUGAUAAAGCUGUUGCCAGAGCAGGAGCAGCUGAACAUGCUGGGGGAGAUGAAGGACGAGUACGAUGACAUGGCAGAGUCAGAACAGUUCGCAGUCGUGAUCAGCUCGGUGAAUCGUCUGCAGGCUCGUCUGACCUCCAUCCAGUUCAGGCUGGUGUUCGAUGAGCAGCUGAACAACCUGAAGCCGGACGUGGUGUCGGUGUCGGCGGCCUGCGAGGAGCUGCGGCAGAGCGAGGCCUUCUCCAAGCUGCUGGAGAUCACGCUGCUCGUCGGCAACUUCAUGAACGCCGGCUCGCGCAAUGGCAAGGCCUUCGGAUUCAGCAUCAGCUACCUCUGCAAGCUGCGAGACACCAAGUCAUCGGACCAGAAGCAGACGCUGCUGCACUUCCUGGCUGACAUGUGUAUGGAACAGCACCCCGAGGUCAUGAAAUUCACAGACGAACUCAUACACGUGGAGAAGGCCAGCAGAGUGUCUGCUGAGAUGCUCCAGAAGAACAUGGCCCAGAUGGGUAAGAACAUCUCUAAGCUGGAGAACGACAUCAAGAGCUUCCCUCCCCCGCAGAGCGACAAGGACCUGUUCGUCGAGAAAAUGACAAUAUCCUUAACUUCUUGUGUCUUUGUGGCGAGUGCCAAGGAGCAGUAUGAGAAGCUGGACCUGAUGCACAAGAACAUGGAGAAGCAGUACGAGGAGCUGGGCACCUACUUCGUCUUCGACCCCCGCAAGAUCACGCCAGAGGACCUCUUUGGAGACCUCAACAACUUCAAGAACAUGUUCCAGCAAGCGGUGAAGGAUAACCAGCGUCGUAAGGAGUCUGAGGAGAAGAUGAGGAAGGCCAAGCUGGCCAGAGAGAAGGCAGAGAAGGAGAAGGAGGAGAAGGCCAAGAAGAGCCAACUGCUAGACAUCAACGCAGAGGGUGAUGAGACUGGUAUCAUGGACGGCCUGUUGGAGGCACUGCAGUCUGGCGCUGCAUUCAGGAGGAAGAGAGGACCCCGGCAAGCAGGAGCUGGCCGCCAGCGAGGCGGUGGCCACCCCGUGACCAACAUCCUGGCCAAGGAGCUGCUGCAGGAGGACACGCCCCCCAAGGUCAAGAAGGUGGAGCCUAAAGACGAGGCCAUGGCGGCGGCCGAGUCCCUGGAGAGCCUGCUGGACGACGCUCCCACUCGCUCACACUAGUGUCAAUCAACCACGCCGACCUAUCAGGAUCAGUGAUCAUCCACACCUUCACUUUUGCUCAGGUCCCGCCUCCCACAUUCAGCCCAAUGGGAUGGACUUCCUGCAGCAAAAUAAAUGGAAAAAUAAAUAAACAAAAUGUGUAAACGGACCAAACAGGGGCGUUCUGGACUGAACACAACCCCACUCCUCUAUGCAGCGCAUGCUGGCUUGCGAUGGGACGCAUCUCUUUGUUUUGUUAGUUUUUUUGUUUUGUUUUUCUUUGACACUUGAGACAACAAUGUUUUGCUUUCAGGAGUCACCAAAACACAGUUCUGCAUCUCUACAACAUUUGAUCUGCCCUGCAGCGCUUUAUAGGGCUCUCUCACAUAGCUAUGCAAGCUUCCUCUCUCUUUUUCUGUUUCUUCUCUCUUUCUCUUUCUCUUUCUCUUUCUCUCUCAUGCUCUACAUCUCUAUUGCUCUCUCUUUCUCUCUGUCUGUUUAUCUCUGAGCUUCCUUUUAGUGAAGAGGGUCAUGGGGGAAUUAAACAAUCCAAAGAUGUGCUGAAAUGGGACUGGUGGGAAUUACAAUGUCCAUUCCCAAAUCUGCAGCUGCCAACUCGACCGAGUCUUCAUCCCAGAUGUCCUGCCACCAGCUCGAAAUCAUUUUAUCCAACAUUCGGACUGCUUUGAAUGUUUUGUUUUUUCUGUCUUUCUUUAUUUUUGUUUUGUUUGUCUUUAAAACACAGCGCUUCUGCGGUCACAUUUUUUUGUGUCUCCGUUUCUGUUUGUUGAUAAGUUGACCAGAAUGGAAAAGUAUAUAUAUCAUUGUUUUGUUUGAUUCAAGUUUAACAAUGUGAGACUAAACUGAUGGGAAUAAAUAUGCAUGCGCCUCUCUGUGUGUAUAUGCACAUGUUCAAGUGCCAAUUGUGAGGGCGGGGUUUAGGAAAAGUGCACGGACCAAUGGGACGUGUGCUUAUACGGUGGAAGGGCCAAUGGAACGUCUUUGUUUAGUUUAGCGGUUGGAUGGAUGUUCCUCUCAAUACAGACUCACACAUGGCUGGUGUUUAUGAUGGAUGUGUGUGUAUGGGUGAUCUUUAUUAGGUUCCUUGAGGUCUGGUACCUUCGCAUAUUUUUGAGGUUUUUGUAUUGUUUCAUAGUGUUUUUUUCUUUCAUUUCUCUCUCUGUGUCUCUGCAUGUCUGUCUGUCUGUCUGUCUCUCUCUCUCUCUUUCUCUCUCUCUCUCUCUCUCUCUCUCUCUCUCUCUCUCUCUCUCUCUCUCUCUCUCUCUCUCUCUCUCUUCUCAUUUCCAUUUUUUUCUUAUUUCCAUCUGGACUCUUCUUUGGUUGAUUGUUUCUAAAUAUAUCACGCCUGUGAUUAUGAAUACCACAAGUCCACCACAGUCCAGUGUGUGCGCGUCAGUGCAUGCAUGUGUUGUGCGUGGGAUGCUUGUGUACAUUUAUGCAUUUACCCUAUAAUUAACUUCUCUGCCUCUUCUGUCAUAAAUACUGUGUGUGUUUGUGUGCGUGCGUGCGUGUGUGUGUGUGUGUGUUGAUGAGGCCAUACAGUAUGUGUUUACUUUUUCAUAAUGAUUCAGUCCUCUGACCUUUUUGCAGAAUGAGGUUGACACUGAGAAAGCGCUGAAGCAUCCAUCUGCCACAUUGUGUGUUUUUGUAUAUUAUUUUUUUCUAACGUAAGACACUGUUAGACCAGUCGAAUGAAAGACAGCCACAGUUGCCCUUGAUAUGUUUUUACUGUGUGUGUGUGUUGGACAAGUAAUGUCUUGCGGCGCAGGUACCUGAAACGUGCAUUCUUCAACAAAGUAAUUGCAUAUCAUUCCCCACCCUCUCUUCAUAUUAGAAGCCUUGGGUAAAGGAAGCAUUGGGGGAAAACAGACCAUUAACCGCCCAACACAAUUCAUGCUACAGACUCCAGUGCUUACGGUUUGGGAUCAUCUCUCAGUGCGCCUCUCGGUCCAUCCGUGGACCAACUUCCAGCUGUAUCAUUCCUUUUUUAUACACCCUGAUAUAUCUUUCCAUGUUUAUUGCUGGGCCAGAUUCCAUGGGCCACAUGUCCUCUGUACUGGCUCCCAGCCUUGUGUUUGCUUGGCUGUUCCUCAUGCACGUUCCACUGGCUGGUUCUGAAGAUGGUUGGAGUUGAUGCAUUUUUGUAGUUCUCUAAGAGUCCUACUUUAUGAAAGACAGAAGCCUACUGAGAGCCCCCCUAAUCUUUUUUCCACGCACAGACACAGUUUACUACAGUUUACUAUUGCCACCACCCAUAUCAGAAUCACAGUGCCUCUGCAAGGCGGUCCUUUAAUUCCUUCUAUAAGCCACCUCAAAAGACUAUGUUAUUGCCACAAACUGCAGUCAAUAGUACGUGAAAGACCAAUAUUAGGUCGGCAUCAACCAUCUCCAAGGUCUCCACCACAUUGCGUCUCUUCCAGGCAUGUUUAGACCGAAGAGUCGAAAUGCCCAAAUAAAAUACUGGAAGCCAAUCGGUCUGACCACCCAACCGCCCGAUAGCUCGUGCCGGGCUUCUCUGAAAUGCCACAGCCACCAAAUCAUGGCAUGGUCCCCGUCACUUGGUGUUGGUGAAUUGCUGCACACAUAAGUCAGGAUAGAGGAGGGAGUUUUGUUGUUUUCUUUUUUUGUUUUCUUUUAAAGGAGGGAAGCCAGUUUGUGGUGUAAACCGGCACAGUCCUCCUAAAACCAAGUCAGUUUAAUUUGAGUUGAAAGAGGACUUUAUUGCCAAGUGGGAUUCUGUGUUCUUUCUGUGUGUCCCGUGACCACAGAGGAAAGAGCGAAAUAAAUAAAACAUUACAGCAAUGUUGUCAGUGACAAAGUAAUAUAUACUGUAGUUUGCAAAAAGUUUUCUUCAGAAAAUGCUUGAAUUUGUUUCUUGUGCUGUUUUUCUGAAGAGAACAUAAUGUUUGAUGAACGAAGAGAAACAAUAUCACUGGAGUAAAAGAAAAUCAUGCUUCUUUUUUGCAUUUUGUUGAUGUUUGGUUACGUUUUCUUUUUUAUAUAAAUAAAAAAGGACACUUGAUUUUUCUAUGUGUAUUUUUAUUCAUUGCUAUGUUUUAAUGUAAAAUGCAUCGAGGUGAUGGUUUUGGAUCACAUGCUGAAACAAAAUGUCCAUGUGUCAGGAACUUCACUGUAGAAGCUGUUUUUUUGCUGAAGCUCACAUUAAAAAUAUUAUC